UUUGAACCUUCAAAAUCAGCUGAUCAAGAUUAAAUAAACUAUACAAUAUUAAAAGAUUGUGCUGUUUCUUUAUUUAGGUGAUUUGAUUAACACUCAAAACUCUGCUUGAACUGCAAUGGCUUAUAAAGACACCCAAAGCACGAGGAAUCACCCGAACUGACGACACAGAACAACUCAAAAAUUCAAGAUACCCCUAGGAGCAAAACAUCAGUUCCUAUUUAUGAUAAUUUCUACUCUCUUUCCAGUUCGAACUAAUAUUAUUCCAAGUUUAGGUUAUUUUGGCCUAAGAAAAUACAGGGAAAGUAAAUGGGGCAAAUGUACCAAUACAGUUAAACUAAGUGGCAAGGUAGCUUUGGUUACAGGGGCAAAUAGCGGCAUAGGUUUUGAGAUAGCUAAGGAAUUGGCUGCUAGAGAUGCCGAAGUUAUUUUGGCUUGUCGGAGUCUGGAAAAAGCUGCAAGUGCCAUAGAGAAAAUCAGAAAAUCUUUGUUUAAUGAUCCUAGAUUGAUUCCUAUGGAACUGGAUUUGGCAUCACUAAAGUCUGUAAAAACAUUUUGCGAACACGUAAAACAAGAAUAUUCGGAAAUUAACAUUUUAAUUAAUAACGCGGGCGUUUCGUACCCAAGGACUGAAAGAUUACAAACAACAGAUGGAUUUGAAAUUCAUUUUGGUACUAACCACUUAGGACAUUUCUAUUUAACAAAUCUUUUGGAAGAUUUGGUUGCUAGAGCCCAAGGCAGGAUAAUUGUUGUGGCCUCAACCUUGCAUGAAAAGGGAAACUUAGAUCUACAUGCCCUCAAAAGUUUGCAAUUUGCACCUAAUGAGAACCUGUAUGCUAAUUCAAAGUUGGCUAAUGUGUACUUUGCACAGGAAUUAGCCAAAAGAAGCAAAGAGAAAGGCAUUAAGGUGUAUGCUAUUUGCCCUGGUUGGGCUUAUACUGGCUUAUUUCGACAUGCCUUUAAAUGGUACCAUGUAAUUUUGGUGGCUCCUAUUGCUUUCUUUUUUAUGAGAUCUUCAAAACAGGCUUCUGAAACAGCCAUAUAUUGUGCUACAGAGCCAUCCCUAGAAAAAGAAACAGGAUUUUUAUAUAGAGACUGUAAAAAAUAUAAUAGUAAAGCUAUAUUAUAUGACCAGUUGGCUAAAGAUUUAUGGAGGGAAUCUGAAGAAAUGAUAAAUAGCAUAGUAGUAAAGUAAUGUGUAAUUAGUUUUUUUGUCAUAUUGUUAAUAAAGUUAGUGUUUAGUAUAAAAUUA
Messenger RNA from Anthonomus grandis grandis, 1249 nucleotides. Its product is annotated as retinol dehydrogenase 11-like. The record is from RefSeq and is a predicted model, not a curated record. Bases 221 to 1192 code for a protein of 323 amino acids. The transcript has 6 exons. NCBI's taxonomy places the organism in Eukaryota, Metazoa, Arthropoda, Insecta, Coleoptera, Curculionidae.